GUGUUUGUUGAGCAGAUUUGCAAGAGAUCAUAGUCACGAAAGGAACAAUUGAGCUUUGAACAGAUCUUUACAUUCCAGUAAAAAUUCGAAAAUACCUUCAAAUUUGUUCAGACAACAUGUCUCCAAUCACCUUUGCGGCACUCCUAGUAUUCCUGACUAUUCAUGAAGCGAGCUCUGUGAAUCCGAGAUUGAAUCUGCGAUGUCAGUGCAUCAAGAAGGAGAAAAAGCCCAUAGGGUAUCACAUAUCAACGCUGAAGGUAAACCCUGCAAACUCCCACUGCAUGGACAUUGAGCUCAUUGCAACUCUUAAAAAUGGACUAAAGGUUUGCCUGGAUCCUGAAGCUCCGUGGGUCAAAAAAGUGCUACAGAAGAAACUGUUAUGGCAGACACUACGAAGAAGAAGCCUUCACCUGAAAGACUUUCAUCGUGGAAACACUGAUUCUAACGUCACAGCAAAACCCCCUUUAUUUCUUUAUGAUUGAGAGAUUUAUGCAGCAGCUGCAACAGUUAAUAUGAUUGUAUUGAGCCAUGUGAGAAAAAGGCAGAAAUGAAUGAUGGUGCAAAAUGAUUAAGUCAGUAACUUCUGUGGCUCCGCUGACACAUUUAGUGUUAUCGGCCUGACAAAGCCGUAAUCAAUAGUCAGAAGUGAAGAGGCUGUUCGGAGCAGAGGUGAGGCAAUUUCAAGAAACAAGAAAGGAGGUCUGAAUGUAAUCUAAUCACUAAUACCUAUAUGUUAAACAUUUUUUCCAGUGCAUUGUUACUUUAAAAGAUAUUGUGAAAUCCUAUUUUUCUAUCAUAAAGCCGGGGAAAUGUAAAUAAUUUUAGUGGAAUACUGCAUGUACUGUAUGCCUCUGCUUCAGAGUGUGAAGUUUACUUUACAGUUUGCUUUGUGUUUAAACAGUAAAUAUACAUAAAAGUAGAAAAGUAAAGUCAUGUACUAUAACAAAGUGGUUAUUCUAAAAGAACAGUGGAUAAAUUGUGAUGUCACUUGUAAUGACUCAUAUUAUUGCUUGUUUUUACAAUAUAUUGAUGUGAUUUCA
This is a messenger RNA of Austrofundulus limnaeus, 1040 nucleotides long. Its product is annotated as C-X-C motif chemokine 2. The transcript is spliced from 4 exons. Gene Ontology annotation, molecular function: chemokine activity. The coding region runs from base 117 to 482 and encodes 121 amino acids. The record is from RefSeq and is a predicted model, not a curated record. Gene Ontology annotation, biological process: chemotaxis; defense response; immune response. Gene Ontology annotation, cellular component: extracellular region. Lineage: Eukaryota; Metazoa; Chordata; Actinopteri; Cyprinodontiformes; Rivulidae.